UAUUCCGCUCAGCGUCGGUGCCCUCGUUUGCUUCUGUUCUCAGCCCAUCAAUACAUUGUCCCUCAUCUACGUGGACACUUCUUGUCACAAUGAUUGGGACUACCAUCGGCACACCCUCUCUAAUUCCUCCGUUUUUCGGUAAAUCUGUGGCAACUCAGCCAGAAAAUUAUACCUUGAUCUUCAUGAUUUACAUUCUUGUUAUCUUUUUGAUAUGAUCAGAAGCUUAGAACAAUGGGAUAACCAUUUUUCCUUGUUUUUUUUGUAAAUAUUUUGUGGCCAAAGGAGGGGGUAAUAUCAACCAGAAAUAUUGUGCCGCGAAUUUGUGAACGGCGUUGGUUCUGCUUUCUUUUUCUUCAUUGCUGGUUUGAUAUUUUUCAUUUUCCAAUCUCGACGGCGUGAUGGGUGAUUUGAUUUCUGGAUCAUUUUCAUUUCAAUUUUCUCAUCGCAUCGAAAUAUGGAUAGUUGCGAACAAUUUUUGUUGAUCACAAUUUACGCGAUAUUUUUCAUUCGGAUGUUCUCUUAUUCACAGUCAUAUGGACACUCGUAGUUGCUAAGUGUGUUCUCCCCGCGAGUAGCUUGUCGAAUCCCUGAGUCGAUACGGAUUCAUUCUAGGGUUUUUGUUUGUUGUUCUUCUUGAUUUUAUAUACUGAAGUUCAAAGCUUCUUCGAGAGACUGAACCAGAGGUUUGAGUGCCUCAUGGGAUUGGGACUAUUCCGAAUAUCGAGGAAGAAAGGGGUUUUAGUCCAACAAGUUGAAGAACCAGGAGGAUGGAAUUUCAAUUGGGUUUGAUUGAACAAUCACUUAACAGUCGUUAUUCGCUCUGGGUCCGUGAAGCUCUUAAUGAUUUGUCGGAUAAUUUUACAAUCACUGAUCCCAGUAUGUCGGGUCACCCAAUUGUGUUCGUGAGCCGUGGAUUCUUGAAGAUGACUGGAUAUACCAAAGAAGAGGUGAUUGGAAAAAAUGGGAGGAUGUUUCAGGGCCCAAAAACUUGUAGGAGUUCAGUAAUGCAAAUUCGCGAGGCAAUUCGGGAAGAGAAGGGGAUUCAAAUUAAUUUGCUAAAUUAUCGUAAAGAUGGUACACCCUUCUGGGUCUUUUUUCAACUGAGCCCCGUCUUCUGCAAGGAAGAUGGGCGGAUCAUUCACUUUGUGGGUGUUCAGGUGCCGAUAUGGAAGAAUUCAAGGAAAUCUAUAUGUGGGUUCGCUAGAAUUCAAGGUGUUCCUUAUGAGAAUGAAUUUAGAGCGUGCAAAAGUCUUUUAGAGUCCUGCCGCCGGGAGUUGUUGUCUGAUUCUAUCUCGGAAUUGGAUUUUCUUUUGAACAGAGAUUCACCACCGGAUUCCGACAUCAGAGGAGUAGACAUUGAAGAACCAUGUGAAGCUUGUGAUGAUGAGAAGCAAAGAGCUGCAAUUGCUAUUAGUAACAUCUUAUCUGUCCUAACUCAUCACAGUGAGGUAACUGGCAGAUUGGUGUGCGAAAGGAGAUGCAGCGUGCCUAGGGUGGGCAUUCUUUGUUCAUCCUUGAAUACAUCUCUUAACAGAAUUAAACAGAGCUUUGUAUUAACUGAUCCGAACUUACCAGACAUGCCUAUAGUUUAUGCGAGUGACGAGUUUUUGAAAUUAACAGGUUAUACUAGACGUGAAGUGCUUGGGCGCAACUGUAGAUUCUUAAGUGGAAUUGACACGGAUUCUUCAACCCUUUUUAAGAUAAAGGAAAGUCUUCAAUCUGAACAAGCUUGCACUGUACGGAUUUUAAAUUACAGGAAAAAUAAGAGCUCAUUUUGGAAUGAUCUCCACAUAUCACCUGUUCGAAAUGCUUCAGGAAAGGUAGCGUACUUUGUGGGUGUCCAGAUGGAUGAAGAUGAUAAAAAGCAGGAUGAACAUGGGUUGAACCCUAAGAUGAAACAACUUAGCACCGUGGGUGCAGUCAGGGUGGCCGUGAGGAGCUUGUCCAUGACCGUGGGAUGUUCACGGGGCUAGCCCGUUCGUCUCGUUUUGAAUAGUAAUAUUAAAUUUUCACUGUAAUUACAUCUCCUGAAGAGGUAUAUAAGAAAGAUAAGACAGUAGAUGUUCUUAAACGCUAUUGUCAAGUUCUCAUUUUUCUAAUAUGGAAUGUGAAGCGUCUCAAUUUUAAGUUGAAAUAGCGGGCAUUCUUUUGAUU
Cucurbita maxima (winter squash) is the source of this 2154-nucleotide messenger RNA. RefSeq names its product protein TWIN LOV 1. The transcript is spliced from 7 exons. The coding region runs from base 768 to 1973 and encodes 401 amino acids. NCBI's taxonomy places the organism in Eukaryota, Viridiplantae, Streptophyta, Magnoliopsida, Cucurbitales, Cucurbitaceae. Gene Ontology annotation, cellular component: nucleus. The record is from RefSeq and is a predicted model, not a curated record.